Molecule: messenger RNA, 1704 nt
Organism: Linum trigynum
Lineage: Eukaryota; Viridiplantae; Streptophyta; Magnoliopsida; Malpighiales; Linaceae
Source: the annotation of a GenBank genome assembly
CUAGAAACAAAUAGGUGAGGACCGAGGAAAGGGAACUGAGAGAGUGAAAUGGGGAAUCCUUCCUCAUUCUCCUUCAGUUUCGUAGUCCUCCUCUCCGUCUCCCUCACAGCUUCAUCACCGUCCGCCAAAUUCUUCCUCAAGUCUACGUCUCCGUCUCCGUCUCCGUCUCCGUCUCCGUCGCGGCCGUCGAUUCCCAAGGCGACGCCGUGCGAUUUGCUCUCCGUCCUAGGCUCCGCUAAUCAAUCCUCCACAGUCAACCCCCUGGUCUCCAGGGAGCUCACGUCUUGCCUAAAGUUCCUCGUCCCCUUCGCUCCCGCUGCUCUUGAAUGUCCGGAAUCUUCUCCGGCAAGGCGGAGAUUGCGUUCGGAACGGCUCAACCUCCGCCGCCGAAACCGUGGAGAAGAGAACCAGCUCCUCUGGUGGCCCCCUGAGCCGGUUCUCGAGCUCGCUCGCCUUGCCGUUGACUCCGGCGGCGAUCCUGAUGCUAUCUAUCGCGCUCUGGAUCCAACCGUCUUGCGAGUUCCUGACGUUGAAGGAUGCAAAGAGGAACGGUGCGAACUUACUAGAACGCCGUAUGGGAGGCGCUUCAUAAGUCAGGAGUUGAAUAUCUACUUGGAAUUCUUGUUUGAACUCAUUGUUUCUCGAGCACCUGAAAUUGGGAUGAAUGUGUUGUUGAAUCGCUAUGACUUCUUCCAUGGCCACCUUUUCCUCGCAACUGGCACGGGAAGGCUUGGGAUUCUGUUCCAUGCCAAAGAAUACCCUGCAUAUGACAAAACAGCAUUUCCAUACAACAUGGGAUAUUGCCAAAAGGGAUCCAAUGUGACUUACGAUGAGUCCAUGAAUACGCGGAACAUUCUCUGGCUGGCUCCAUUGCCAGGCGAUUCCGGAAAAGCUUGGGUGGCACCAGGCGUCCUGGUAGUGCUGGAUGCUCAUCCUGGGGGAAUCAUAUACAGAGAUUUCAUACCCAGUUACGUAAAAUUUGUGAGGACCAUAUAUGAAGAUGAUUUUGGGGACGUUGCAGUAGAUGUGAACUACUUGAACGUUGGAGGCGCAGUUGCGGAUUAUCAGAUCUAUGUAUGCUGAAGUUUCGACUUUUGAGGUAGUCUUUCCCACGAUUACUCUCCUACAUUACCCGAAUGAUGCUGCUGCGCUUCGUUUUCAUUUUGUAACAAGAACGUAUGAACCAUUUCACAGAAGUUGAUUGUUCCUAACCUCCCAGCAUCGAAAAGAUGUAAACAAGAAUGAGUUUCGGUCUCACAGUUGCCCUGAGAAAUGAUCAGUUCAGUGAAAAGUUUGCCCCAUCUGUAAGUCCUCCCCCCAUAACUUUUCAGAUCCUUCUCAUCUUUUAACCUGAGGAGCAGGAAGAAAGGAGAAUCAAAGAAUAACAAUUUACUUUCAUUUCUUCUGAUUUCACUAUUCUUAUACACUAAUUGGACUGUACUGAAACAGGCCUGACGCUGGUCAACUGAUGAUAUUGAAUACUUUGAUGUCUAAUGUUAUUAGUAAAAGUCAAAUACUUUGAUAUACUCUUAUCUCAAUUAUACCGGCUUGAUUCAAUCCAAUUCGAUCACGAGCACUUCUACUAUGCUAUAUAGUAUUGGUGCUUUAAUAUACAACUUAAAGUUGUACUAUAACAUCAAAUGUAUAAGUUACUUUAAUGUACAACUUAAAGUUGUACCAUAACAUUAAAUGUAUAAGUUUAGG